CAGUGUCCCAGCGUUCCAGCGUCCAUCCCAUCGGCUGGCGGCUUCCCACCCCCGACUACUUCUACCAGCGAGGCAGCCACCAACAACCAAACCGACCAACCAACCGACCACCACCAACAGAAGUCGCAUUGUAGCCGUCUGCAGAAGUCGGUUGACAGUCCUGAUUUCGCCUCCAUCAGGCUCUUAGGCCGCGCCCGCGUCCACUUGCUCGGUUUCCCAUCAACAACUUCACAGGAGGCAAGCGACCGCACGCUCGUUUACUUAGAGCACCUCCAAACCAGAAGAACCGCGUGACCGAUCGCCACGGGAACCACGAAGUGCUCAGCCCAUCCGUCGCCAUGGCGGAUCAGUCCAUCAUUCGCAUCACUAAGGAGUUGAGUGACAUCCAGCGAACGUCGGAUCUCUCUUUGGCUGUUGCUUGCCGCGACGUCGAUGUUCGCAACGUCAAGGCCUUGAUUAUCGGCCCUCACGACACUCCCUACGAAUUCGGUUUCUUCGAGUUUGCAAUCAGGUUCAACAAGGAAUAUCCCCGCAAGUCUCCUAGUGUCAACGGAAUUACGACGAACGGAGGACGAUGCCGAUUCAACCCCAACAUUUACUCGUCCGGCAAGGUUUGCUUGUCAAUUCUUGGAACCUGGCGUGGAGAGCGUGGCGAAGAAUGGUCCGCUGCGCAAGGCCUUGAGUCCAUCCUCAUCUCCAUUCAAAGCCUGAUGUCAGGCAAUCCUUACGAGAACGAACCUGGUUUCGAGGAGGCCAACGAUGCAUCGGACAAGAAGAACCAGAAAGACUACGUUCAGAAGAUCCGUCAUGAGACUCUUCGGAUCUCCGUCAUACAACGUAUGGAAGAGUACUUGGGCUUGACUCCCGAUGGCAACGCGAUUGCCCAGCAGUCUGCAGCAGACGGAGAACAGCUCGAGAUGGACACCGAGGACAUGGACGACACGAACGUGCCUUUCGAGCCCUUCAAAGACUUGUGUAAACGGAGGUUCCUCUGGUACUACGACAACUACCUGCUCGCCAUCCAAAAGGCCAAGACCGAAGUGAAAGACCAUCAAGCCUUCGUACGUAUGCCGUUCGAAGGCGCUAGCAACGCCAUGGAUGGCAAAUUCAAUUACACUGAGCUGGAAAGACGUCUUCGCAAUGUCAAGGCCGCCCUCGACAACGAGCUUCUUAAAUGGGCCGUAGAGGGCCAGGUUGCGAAUGAGAAGGAGAUGACGGUUUCUGUCAACCUGCGACACCAGUACCAGCAAGUGGUGCAAACAUUCAAACGCCAGGACAUUCCUCAUGACGUUCAGUUGGAAGACAACAACCCUUUCGUCUGGGUCAUUACCUAUUUUGGACGACCUAUGACGAAUCUUGACGGCGGUCUCUUCCGUAUCAAGGUUCAUUUCAGCCCGAGGUUCCCUGAAGAACAACCCCGCGUCAAGUUCCACACACGCAUUUUCCAUCAUCGCAUCUCGGAGGAUGGAACAGCCUGCUACUUCCCCAGCUCGCUAAGAAAAGACGAUGUGCGUUCUCAUAUCGAAGCCAUCUUCACUGCACUGGAGGAAGAGGAUCCAGCCUACGACCCUAGAACUCUGGUGAACCCCGAAGCCCAUAAACUCUACUGGGGAGGCGCCGAUGGACGCAAGAACUACAAUCGUCGACUUCGCAGAUCGGUGCAGCAAAGCAUGGACGAUUUCUGAUGUUGUUCUGGGCAUUGUAAUUUUACAUGCCCGAUGUGUCAGAUUGCAAACGAAUUACACAAGCAUACAACAUCUGUGUGUAUGUGACACGGCUUCAGUACAUAAGCCAGCCUUCACUCUUAGGCGGAGCGACUGUGGCCGAUUAAGUCGCCUUUGGUUUUACCUGGGUUCACCUCGGUCUUUGAGAGACUGGACGGCGUUUACGGCAUGGGAAUCAAGCAUACCAGGAACGGGUUAGGGGGUUGGCCCGUUAGACUCCAGUAGAUACCUCGAUUAAUGACGCAACGAAAGACGCUCUCUUCAAAAUCCUGGCACGAAAUGUUUUCUUUCGAGAAAGGGAGUUAAAUAAUGGCAUCCAUGAUGACAAGUUCUUCCCACGUGGCCGGAGCCUAUGUUCACCGUAACGCCAACCUGUCCAUGCAACCUAGGUACCAAGUCGUAACCUCAUGACUCCUUAACAAAGCAUCAAUCAUACGUACAUCCGUCUGCAGGAUGCUGUUCCUCC
Colletotrichum destructivum is the source of this 2190-nucleotide messenger RNA. Its product is annotated as Putative ubiquitin-conjugating enzyme E2, ubiquitin-conjugating enzyme/RWD. The coding region runs from base 339 to 1685 and encodes 448 amino acids. The record is from RefSeq and is a predicted model, not a curated record. NCBI's taxonomy places the organism in Eukaryota, Fungi, Ascomycota, Sordariomycetes, Glomerellales, Glomerellaceae. The transcript is spliced from 9 exons.